UUCCCCCCACCUCUGUCUCUCCAUCAACUCGCCUCUCUCCUCCCCCUCAUUCCUUCUCUGAUUUUCUCCUGAGACCUCCGGUUUUUGAACACCACACUGUUCUUACCUCCCGGCCCGCCACCCCACAGACACGAAGAAAGAGAAGCACAGAAGCCAUGUUUCCUCUUCAGGUGCCCCUCUUGGCCAUGCUGGUUAGCAUGGUACUUUGCCAGUAUGAUGACUAUGACUACCGGCCCGUCUCCAUGUUGGGGCCAUCAGGGCCAAACUGCAACAAAGAGUGUGAUUGUCCGAUCAAUUUCCCCAGUGCGAUGUAUUGUGAUAGCCGCAAGCUCAAGUUUGUCCCCGUCGUCCCAACGGGGAUCAAGUACCUGUACCUCCAGAACAACUUGAUUCAAGACAUCAAGGCAGGAGUGUUUGAUAAUGUCACUGAUACUCUGCGCUGGCUGGUGCUUGACAACAACCAGAUCACCAAUGCCAAGAUAGAGAAGGGCACCAUCGACAAACUGACCGGCCUUGAGAAGCUGUUCUUCAGCUUCAACGAGAUCACGGACGCAGUCAUUCCCCCCUCGAAGUCCCUUGAUGAGCUGAAGAUGACAAACAACAAGCUGACCAAGUUUCCCUCUGGACUCUUGACUGAUAAGGAGAAUCUGACCUCCAUCAGCCUCCAGCACAAUGAGCUGACCUCUGACGCCAUCUCGGGGGCUUUCAAAGGGCCGAAGAAGCUGCUGUCCCUGGACGUGAGCCACAACAAGCUGAAGAAGCUGCCGGCCGGCGUCCCGGCGUCGCUGGAAAUCCUCUACGCUGAUUACAAUGACAUUGAGGGUGUUGGAGCAGGAUACCUGAACAAGCUGCCAGCGCUGCAGUACCUGAGGAUGUCCCACAACAAGCUGGUGGACGGCGGGCUCCCUGCCGGGGUGUUCAACGUGACGUCGCUGAUUGAGCUGGACCUCUCCUUCAACAAACUGCAGUCUAUUCCUGAAAUCAACGAGCAGCUGGAGCAAUUCUACCUUCAGGCCAAUGAGAUCAACAAGUUCGAACUGACAAGUUUCUGCAAGUUCAUUGGACCCCUCAACUACUCGCGUCUGAGGCAUCUGCGUCUGGACGCCAACAACGUCACGCACAACAGCAUGCCGCCCGAGUCCGCCAACUGCCUCCGCCAAGCUGUAGAUAUCAUGUUUGAAUGAGGACCUCCGUCAGACCUAUGACUCCGCUUCCUACUGCCGUGACAGAGCUGAGCCCGUCUGGAUUUAAACGCCAUAUCACUCCUUUCAAUGAGCUGACACGUCUUUGCACUUCUGACAAAACUAGUAUGCAAAUCUGUAAUGUUAUUCAUGUUGAUCAUGGUAGAUAUGUUUUAAGAUACAGCAGAAGGCAACUUGUCAACUGUUUUUCUAUUUUCAGUGUAUCCUGCAAAUAUAUACAAUUAACACAUUCAAAUGAGCAUUCGGGAUAUUUGUUCUUACCCAGAUAGCGAAGACUAUUUGGCCCAAACUCGGGCCAUAUCUGUACUUCUUUUCUUUUUUUUGGUCCACAUUUGGUUGGGAGUGACAACGUCGACUUGACAAGAGUGUGGGGCCCUAACAGCACUUGCCAACCUGGUGAUUACCUGUAAUUCGAGAGCAAGUAAAGGGUUUUAAACUGAAAUUUGGGCAAUGUCUGGCUUGUAAAACCCAAAUUCGGCCCAGUUCAUGAACCCUGACCCCACAUGACACUUACC
Molecule: messenger RNA, 1717 nt
Organism: Cololabis saira (Pacific saury)
Lineage: Eukaryota; Metazoa; Chordata; Actinopteri; Beloniformes; Belonidae
Gene: lum
Product: lumican
Exons: 3
Coding region: 156-1184 (342 amino acids)
Molecular function (GO): protein binding
Source: RefSeq, a predicted model, not a curated record